UGCCUACACAAAUUAAUCCCUUCUUGUAUUUUGGCAAACAAGAAAUCGCCUUAUAUUCACAUUAUUAAAUUUGAUUCAGAGCUUUUCAACACACAUCUCGAAAGUAAUGAUGGAGAGCAGUGUAUGUCAAACUCUCUGGAAAGUUUUCGUAACGAAGAAAUUUUGGCUGAAAUUGGCUCAAAUGAUCUGUGCGGUAAUUGCUAUUAUACCAUGCGUCAUAUUCAAUCAAAGGGCAAGUGUACACCAGGUGAAUAGCCAACGUCAUUAUACUAUCACCCUGGCGUUUCCUUUCAUCUACGACAAUGUAACGGUGGAGUCCACCCGAACGCUGCACUUAAGAGAAUUCAAAUUUGAAUCACUGUUACUUCCGUCAGCUCUGUUGUACGCCAUUACAACAGUUUUGGCGUUGUUGUUCACAACCAUCCUUGCUAUCUGGAGUAUAAGCAAAUUUGGCCAACCAGAUGAAUCAGAGGAUCAUAUUAAGCUGAAAUUCUUUGUGUCCCUUGGCAUGACGUUUUUGUUGCUGGCCGCAAUUUGUUUAUGGAUGACGAAUCUCAUUACGCUCGUUCGUGACUUAGAAUAUCAACUCGACUUUAUAGUGGGGCAAUGCGUGGAAAACUUCGUUGAAUGUACUCGACACGAUGUCAAUUUUACUCAACUAUACACGUCCGUGGUAUUUGGAGGUCUUCUCUUUCUUCUGUGGCUCGUCGAUUGCAUACAGACUUUCAUAAAAAUGGUGUACACAAUUCCUGAACAAGUUAAUCUAACAACACUAGUGAGAAAUGUCGAGUUGGAGACGGUACAUGAUAACAACGAAGGACAAUUACGUCAUCAGACAUGACGUCACGGACAGUCUUUUAUAACAACCUUGUUAAUAAGUAAUGUUACUGGAUGUUUUCAUGAAACUAAUUAAUGUAAAUAAUUGAUUGUGUUGUGUUAUUCCUAGAAUCAUAAUAGAAGCUAAAGUGAACAGAUAAAAUCGGUUAUUUUUCCUUGUUGUACGCACAAUUAGAAAAAGGAUUUUACUGCAACAACCGUAGAGGAAAUUUCUACUCGUGACAAAGGAAAACAGUUCCCUGUAUACUUUAAGUAGAAAUAGUUCAUCUAACAUGUAAAUAAAUGCUGCAAGAUAAAGGGACAACUUUGAUGACAUAGUAAAGAUAAUUUUAUGACGAUUCUACAUGUAACUAACAAUCAGAGAGUUUUCUAUUAAGAAAAUUUUUGGAAGACAAUAAAGUUUGUAAAAAGCAA
This is a messenger RNA of Xenia sp. Carnegie-2017, 1251 nucleotides long. RefSeq lists its product as uncharacterized. The transcript is spliced from 4 exons. Lineage: Eukaryota; Metazoa; Cnidaria; Anthozoa; Malacalcyonacea; Xeniidae. Bases 107 to 841 code for a protein of 244 amino acids. The record is from RefSeq and is a predicted model, not a curated record.